Molecule: messenger RNA, 1504 nt
Organism: Chelonus insularis
Lineage: Eukaryota; Metazoa; Arthropoda; Insecta; Hymenoptera; Braconidae
Product: ETS-related transcription factor Elf-5-like
Exons: 7
Coding region: 343-1260 (305 amino acids)
Biological process (GO): cell differentiation; regulation of transcription by RNA polymerase II
Cellular component (GO): nucleus
Molecular function (GO): sequence-specific DNA binding; DNA-binding transcription factor activity, RNA polymerase II-specific
Source: RefSeq, a predicted model, not a curated record
AUUCGUUGAAGCUAACCGUUUAUAUCAAUGACGUAAAUGAUAAACUUGGUAUUUACACACUUAAACAUACACAAAUGGAGAAAUAUACUCCUGCAAAUUUUUUUUAAUCGUUUGCAAGCGUCAAAGAGUUGAUACGUACUUCUUUUCUCGAUAUUUAUUUUCUUUAUUCACUUGGGUAACGUUCAACAAGUGAUCAGUUUUGAACAAUACUACAAUAAAAAUUUUUUUCUAUUAAUAAAAAAUAAUCAGAGAUUUUUUCUUAGAUAUUAUUAAUUAUCUUCUUUAUUUGUGAUAUUAAAUAAGUUAUAUUUUUAUAUUUUAAAACAUUAAAUCUAUUUGAUAAUGAAUCAGGAUAAUAGUGACAUGAGUGUUUUUAUUUCUUCUCGAGAAAACAAUUGUGUUAAGGGUUCUCUAUUACCAAUAAGCUCUUCAAGUUUGAUUCAUGACAGUGAAGACCAUUACUUAUUAGACAUGGACAAAAUUCGUAAGGAUAACGAUAACUACAGUAGGAAGCACAAAAAGAAAAAGAAGUUUCCUUUAGGUGAUGACAAUGAUAUUUAUUAUGAAAAUAGUAAUUGGUCGAAUAAAUUGAUUAUUAAUUGGAAUCAAGAAGAUACUAUUAAUUGGUUAAUGUAUGCGGCAUUAUAUUUAGGCCAAAGUUAUUCUUCUAUACAACAUUCUCUUGCCAUUCCUGGAAAAGACCUAAUUUUAUUAUCAAAACAGGAUUUUCUUAUUCAUGAUCCUGAUUAUGGUGAUAAGCUUUAUGACUUAUUACACUCUCAACGAACUGAUAAUUAUUUGCCACAUUUUGCAUCAAUCCAUAAUAUGCCUAACAGAGAUGAUGAAAAGAAUUUCAAUGCAUUUUUAUCUGAUGCCGAGUCUGAUAACAGUGUUGAUGUGAGUCGCAAAAGUUACUCUGAAAAGUGCAAAAUACAAAAAUGUAGAAAAACUCAACCAACACAAGGAAAGUUGUGGGAAUUUAUCAGAGAUUUAUUAAGAAACCGUGAAACAUGCCCCAGUUUGAUAUGCUGGGAAGAUUACUCACAAGCUAAGUUUCGGUUUGUUCGAAGUGAUGAAGUUGCACGACGUUGGGGUUCCAGAAAAGGAAAUACCCGAAUGACUUAUGAAAAAUUGAGUCGUGCUAUGAGGUAUUAUUAUAAAAGUAAAAUCUUUCUACCGGUGUUAGGAAGACGAUUGGUUUAUCAGUUUGGUCCGAAUGCUAAAGGUUGGCAAACGGAUAAUCCAAAUUUUCGUCGUUAAUUAAACGAUGAUUACACAUAAAAAUUUUUAUAAUGCUUAUAAUUACAUAAGGAAAAGAAAAAAUGCAAUAUUAGAUUAAUUUUUGUAUUUUAUUCUCAUUAAUAUUUUUAUUACUAAAUAUAAUUGAAUUUUUGUAAGCUAAAGCUACAAAUAUAAUAAGUAUAAUCAUAUUACGUAAUAAAGCAAUACGUAAUAUAUGAAUUCGAUUGUAACUUUUCAAAAUGUUCUUCAACAGUAUUUGAAA